UAACAUGAUAGUACUUUUUUGAAUUUCAAUAAUAAAGAGGCAUUCAAUGUAUCUGUGAGAUCUUUUAACAGAAUAAGAUUCAUACAUUGUGGCUACUUGGCAUAGUUGUUACCUAAAUCAAAAAUGUGAUUAUUUUCAGAAGGCCCCUUUACACUUACUACAGUGUGUUUGUUGACAACCAUGCAGAUUGUGGGAAUAGCAAUAUCUUACAAGAUUUCUCAUAUCAUAAGCUGAGGGCUGCUUAUGGAUUUCCUAUCUAAAUUUGCUUGAUAUAGACUAUACAGAAGGGUUUUCCUGUCCAGAUUGUCCAGGAGAUGGUGGUCCUGAAAUUGUCAUUUGUGACGGGACCUCACUUUCUUUUCAAAGAAGAAUGUGGACUUUCAAAAAUUCGGAAUUGCCCAAAGACAGUGGCCCAAAAGGGAAAUCUAACUUUAAUGAUCGCAUAUUCUUACCAGAUGUAAGAACAAGACAUCUUCUCCAUAGGUAUGCUGUAGGAGGUGAAGUUGUGCGGGGCAAAAAAGCUAAAAUUCUAAGUAAUCCAGAAAAACAAGAAUUGUUUCAUCUUUUGAAGGAAUUCCCAUCAUUGGUGCUCUUUCUUAAAUCUGUGGAUGAUGGAAGUUUAAGGCUGCCACCAAAAUUCCGAACUUUUGUAACAUCAUUAUCUUCAUCUUCACCAGUAUGUGCAUAUAUCCACCCCAAUGAAACCGUGUACUCACUUAUGAAAGAUUUAAUAUCUGGGUAUAAGAUAAAAGAAGAUUUGACAAAAUGGCAGUUAUUACACCAACAUAUUCCAAUAAUUUAUGAGAUAAUGGAACAGUGCAGCACGUCCCACAUUCCAGAAGAAAUGAUGCCACUACUUCACGAAUUGCUGGAAAUUUCAUUGUAUCCAUUUGAAAAUCUUUCCAAGGAUAAUUAUGCUGACACACAGAUGCAGGAGAAUGAAAUGUCAUUUUUUCCAUCUUUGCGCACAUGUAGAGCCCGAGGCAUUUACUCUCUGGAUUCCUCUAGAUCGAAACCUGCAUGCGGGAAAAGAUACAAAGGCCAUCCAUCUUUGCUACCUGGAGUAUUCACUCUAUUUUGCCCCCAUGGUGUAUGUUAUGGUUUCCAGGUGAUGCAAAGCAAUGAAUCCCCUGAUGUACCUUUUACAAUAUUUAAAACCAGAUUUAAGAAAGCCCCGAAGAUUGUCAUAUAUGACAAUGCUUGUGCACUGCAUUCAUAUUGUAUCAGUAGAGACCCUUUGUUUUUUAAAGAUACAAUUUUCCUUGUCGAUAGGCUACAUUGGGAUAACCAUAGUGGAUGCAGUUACGGAUAUUGUUUGGACUUGUACCCACAACUUAAUUACCUUAACAGCCAAACAAAUGAACAGGCAAAUGCUGGGCUCAAACGUAUUAAAGAUCAGUUAUCAUAUAUGACAGCAGACAAUUUCAUGAAGCAUUGCUCACUCUAUUUAUGGAAUAAAAAUAAUAAAAAGAUUAAUUCAUAAUAAUAAGUCCAAAUAAAACUAUUUCUUAGGUUCUUUGGAUUAAUUGUUCUGAGCAAAGAUGAGAGAAAAUGCAUAUUCUUUAUCUUUUUACUGGUAGAAAAAUAAAUACAGCAACUUUUCAAUCAAAAAUAAGCCUCAUGAAGAGAUAAAAGCAGAAAUUGUUACAUUGUUUAGAUUAAAAAAGCCUGGCAUUUCUUUUUACUGUAUUAUGUGCGAUUAAUGACUGAUUUUUCAGUAUUUAAAGCUAUAUUUCUACUGUGUUAUGUUAUUAUAAUUUAUUAAUGCACUAAAGGGUAUUAAUUCAUAUUUUGACCACUUUUUGGUAAUUAACUCGAUUGGUAAGUGACAUUGAUAAUGUAUCAAUUGCUUCCUUUUUGUUACUUCAAAAAUAUAACACAGAAAUAAGUUUUCAAAUUUUUCAUGAAAAUUAGCAUGAAUCUAGAGGCUUGCUGCUUUAAAGUACAUUAAUGAUUUUUAGAUCUAAGGCAACAUAUAGUUCUUUUGGGUUUUUUUUGUACCCAAAAUUGUUGCAAAAGCUUAAAGUAAGUUCAAUUUGCUUUAAAAGUUGAAGUGACUUUUAUUGAGUGGAAUCACAUGUGAACUGUAUAUAUCAGUGUAUAAAAUUGGUAAUAGUGAACAAUAACUGUAACACAAGUUAUUUUGAAUGAAACUAAUCUUUUGUGAAAAGACACAACAAUGUUAAAUAAUAUUACUUUAGUAUUCUUUGCAUUACCAAAG
Messenger RNA from Ruditapes philippinarum (Manila clam), 2221 nucleotides. RefSeq lists its product as uncharacterized. NCBI's taxonomy places the organism in Eukaryota, Metazoa, Mollusca, Bivalvia, Venerida, Veneridae. The transcript has 5 exons. The coding region runs from base 371 to 1483 and encodes 370 amino acids. The record is from RefSeq and is a predicted model, not a curated record.